AGAAAAAAGUCAUAGUUCUUUCCUACAAGUUUAGUAGUUCUCGUCAUUGUGAAUUGUAACCGCUCCCAAGUAAUGGUUGUUUCCACCACUCUUCACUACUCUCAUUCUUGAUCCUAUCCACUUCAACCUUCUCUCUUCAACACUAUUCCCUUCAUUUUUCAAACACUUUUUUCUUCCCUCUCCCUUCCAUUCUCAUCAAAAUUUUCUCCCUCUUAUUUUUGGUAUCUUUUUUUCCUUUCUUUCUUUGUGUAUUUGACUCCGCAUUCUGUUCAACACUGGAUUGACCUAAAUCGAAGAUGAGGGGUCCCGCCCCGAACACCGUCGAGCCACGUCACCGAUUGUCGACUUCAUUCAGUGAAGAUACUAGCAAGCGAAGGUCUCAAAGAAAUAAGGAUCUCAAAGAUGUUGAGAAAGCAUUGCAUUUUCCGUUCCAAGAUAGGAGUAUAAAUUGCAGGCCGAAUUGGAAAAUUGUUCUGGUUAUUAUUAUAUUGGGAACCUUGCUUACAAUUUUCCAUCCUCCAGCUGUUUAUAAUACCGAUCAUAUAGCAAACUCUAUAUCACGGUCAACAUUUGUAAACAACUGGAAUGGAGAGUUUGAUGGAACUGAUCCCCGUUAUGCAUCACUUCUAAAUAUCGACUGGAUCCAAAUAACUAAUGUUCUUGAAAGUUUGAAGGAUAAGGACACAUAUCAGGGUGUUGGCUUGUUAAACUUCAAUGACAGUGAGAUUGAUCACUGGAAGCAGCUGGUACCAGAAGCCGAACAUGUAGUUCUUCACCUGCACUAUGCUUCCAGUAACAUCACUUGGGAAGUCUUGUAUCCAGAAUGGAUAGAUGAAGAAGAAGAAUACGAGGUUCCUACUUGUCCGGCACUACCUAGGAUUCAGGUACCAGGAAAACCACGGCUCGAUCUUAUUGCUGUUAAGCUACCCUGCGACAAGUCAGGGCGCUGGUCAAGAGAUGUAGCUCGUUUGCACCUGCAGAUUGAAGCGGCUAGACUUGCUGCCUCUUCCAAAGGGUUUCAUCCUGUGCGCGUGCUUUUUGUGACGGAGUGUUUCCCAAUUCCAAAUCUCUUCACUUGCAAGGAUAUUAUACAGCGUGAAGGGAAUGCCUGGCUUUAUGAACCCGACUUGCAUAAACUCAGAGAGAAGCUGCAGUUACCAAUUGGUUCAUGUGAACUAGCUGUUCCUUUGAAAGCUAAAGAAAAUUUUCACUCAGAAAGGGCACACCGAGAAGCUUAUGCAACGAUCCUGCACUCUGCAAAUUUAUAUGUUUGUGGAGCCAUUACUGCAGCUCAAAGUAUUCGAAUGUCUGGUUCAACACGGGAUCUUGUGAUUUUGGUUGAUGAAACAAUCAGUGAUUAUCAUAGGGGUGGCUUGGAAGCGGCUGGAUGGAAGAUCCAUACGAUCAAAAGAAUCAGGAAUCCGAAAGCAGAACCGGAGGCAUAUAACGAGUGGAACUACAGCAAGUUCCGUCUCUGGCAGUUAACAGAUUACGACAAAAUCAUUUUCAUUGACGCUGACCUGCUUAUACUCAGAAAUAUCGAUUUCCUUUUCGAGAUGCCUGAAAUAUCAGCCAUAGGAAACAAUGCUACACUGUUCAACUCAGGUGUAAUGGUGGUUGAGCCGUCAAAUUGUACAUUUCAACUGCUCAUGGAUCACAUUAAUGAGAUCGUGUCCUACAAUGGUGGCGACCAGGGUUAUCUAAACGAAAUCUUCACGUGGUGGCAUCGGAUUCCGAAACACAUGAACUUCUUGAAGCACUUCUGGGAAGGUGACGAAGAAGAGAAAAAGGCAAUGAAAACCCAUCUCUUUGGAGCGGAUCCACCUAUCCUUUAUGUAAUCCACUAUCUCGGUAAUAAACCAUGGCUUUGUUUCCGAGACUAUGACUGCAACUGGAACGUGGACAUUCUGCAGGAGUUUGCGAGCAAUAUAGCUCAUGCGAGGUGGUGGAAGGUCCAUGACGCCAUGCCAGAAAACUUGCAGAAGUUCUGUUUGCUUAGGUCGAAACAGAAGGCCGCGUUAGAGUGGGAUCGUAGACAAGCGGAGAAAGGAAACUUCAGUGAUGGUCACUGGAAAAUUAAGAUAAAAGACCCGCGUUUGAAAACGUGCUUCGAGGAUUUCUGCUUCUGGGAGAGUAUGUUAUGGCAUUGGGGUGAAAAGAAUUGGACUGAUAAUUCUACAGUUAACAAUUUGCCACCUGCUUUCACAACCAAAUCUUUAUCUUCUUUAUGAGUAUACUUUUCCUCAUACUUCCCAUAUACAUUCACAUAUUUGCACAAUGUGAUUCUAAACUAUGAUGAUUGCUAAAUUGUAAGUGGGCCAAUAUUAUGUAGCAGCUCCUCAUAAUUCUUGUUCAUAGGUUUAUAACUCAUAGUCAUGAGCAAAUAUGGGUACACUAUUUUUUAUUUUGUAACUAAUCAAUCUUUUUAAAGAUUUGAUAUUCAGAGGUGUGAAUAAAGAUUAUAGUGUUGGUAUUGACACCAUUUUUUUUGUAA
Messenger RNA from Cicer arietinum (chickpea), 2494 nucleotides. Its product is annotated as putative UDP-glucuronate:xylan alpha-glucuronosyltransferase 3. The record is from RefSeq and is a predicted model, not a curated record. Gene Ontology annotation, molecular function: glycosyltransferase activity. NCBI's taxonomy places the organism in Eukaryota, Viridiplantae, Streptophyta, Magnoliopsida, Fabales, Fabaceae.